CUGAUAGAUGUCAGCAUCAUUGGCCGAGGCUCGUGUUCGUCGACGCGUGCAUUCAAAAUGACCCAGACAUAAGGUAGGAUCUCAAGUAGAGUACUUUGCGUAUCAUUCUUGCCGGCAUCCAGAUUUGUUGUCUUGACCGCAACCACCGUGAGAAGGACUCACUUGCAGAUUAGUCUCACAAGGUUAGAAGAGGUCCUUGCGCCAGUUGUGAGACGUCGUUCAGCGUUCACAAGUACGAAAGAGAUCAGCACAUAUCGACUUUUUCGCCUAGUUCAAGAUGUCUGAUUCUCCGAUUCCCGUCAUAACGCCUCUCAAGCGCGAUCCUUCCACACAGCUCGACAUCAUCAUUGUUGGAGCAGGUAUAGGCGGUGUAGGCGCUGCCGUUGCCCUUCUCCUUGCCGGCCACAAAGUCACCAUCCUCGAGGCAGCAUCAGAGAUUGCUGAGGUGGGAGCAGGUCUCCAGCUCUUACCAAACUCCUCACGCGUCGUGCAAUCAUGGGGCCUGCGAGAACGUCUCGAGCAACACGCCACGAAGCCUCAACGCAUCAAUGUGCUCGGCUGGAAGGGCAACUUGAUCUCCUACAUGGACUUUCACGAAAGUGCCAAGGCAUAUCCUGGGACCUUCUACUGGGACUUUCACCGCGCCAAUCUGCACAGAUGCAUCCUCGACCGGGCAGUGGAGUUGGGUGCGGAGAUCAAGGUUCACUCGAGAGUGGUCGAUGUGAGGAUAGCAGACGACGAAUCCGAGACUGCCACUGUGCUGUUGUCAUCUGGCAUCGAAUAUGUGGCAGAUCUUGUAAUCGGUGCUGAUGGAAUCAACACACGUACGCGGGAAAUAUUGUUGGGCCGUCCUGAUCCGCCAACACCUACAGGUGACCUGGCUUACAGGUUGCUGCUUUCCACAGAAGGGAUGCUCAAAGACCCUGAGCUAGCAAAGUUCGUCACGGAACCACAGGUGAACUAUUGGCUUGGCCCGGACGCUCAUGCGGUCAAUUACGUGCUUCGAGGUGGCAAGCUGUUCAACAUGGUACUCCUAGUACCCGAUGAUAUGCCUGUUGGAAGUGCAAACACCCUGGAAGGCAAUGUCGAGGAAAUGCGCGCCUUGUACAAGGACUGGGAUCCACGAAUUCCGAAGCUGCUGUCAUUAUGUGAGUCGGUGUACAAAUGGAGGCUGCAGAUUCGUGUGAGCAAAGAUCCAUGGACUCAUCCAUCAGGCACCUUUACCAUGCUCGGAGAUGCAGUGCAUGCCACUUUACCAUAUCUUGCCUCUGGCGCGGGCAUGUGUCUUGAAGACGGGGCGGUGCUCGGCGAGUUGUUCUCGCGGGCUCAAAAUCCAAGGUCUCCGAUUGUCAAGAAACAGCUGCUCGAAAUAUACGAAAAGUGUCGACAGGAUAGGACAGACAUGAUCGUGAAAAGGGGCAACCUACAGCAAUAUCUUUACCACCUUCACGAUGGGCCAGAGCAAGAAGAGCGAGAUCGAAAGAUGAAGGCAGAGGAACCAGGUGAGGCUCUGGCUUGGAGAGACUCAGAGUUGGCACCACAGUUGUUGGGCUACCAAGUCGAAAAAGAUGUCAGUACCGUACCCACUCUGGGGUUGCUGAUUGACUGACGCAAAAUAGGUCGACCAAUACUGGCCCCCGGAGGGCCUUGGGGAGCAAGAUGGUGAGCUGAACUCGUCUGCCAUUCAGAGUCG
Molecule: messenger RNA, 1693 nt
Organism: Exophiala viscosa
Lineage: Eukaryota; Fungi; Ascomycota; Eurotiomycetes; Chaetothyriales; Herpotrichiellaceae
Product: salicylate hydroxylase
Exons: 1
Coding region: 278-1609 (443 amino acids)
Molecular function (GO): FAD binding; monooxygenase activity
Source: RefSeq, a predicted model, not a curated record